UGGCGAUUUGCAGUCUUUCGUGCACAUCUGAGGUUGAUCCCAAAAAGCGACUUUGGAUCAAGGUCGGCAAGUGUGGCCGUACGUUCCAUGCUCCAUACCCCAUUGCUUACAAAACUCGCAGCUCUGCACGCAUCCCAACCGGAUAGUGCCUUGGCGACAUUGCCAAGGAACCGGCAUUUGAGAAAACACCGAACUCGGCGCUGAUCUGUGGUCGAGGUCACUCGAGAUUCGGCAGUAAAGCUCAUCCCGCUGUUCCUUACUCGACGUCUGCGACUAAAAAGCAUGUCCAGCAACAGCUGCAACCCCAAGUCGGGGAACUGCGCGUUCUGCGGCGAAAGUCUCAGUAACACGUCUACGCCGAUCCCGAUUGCGUAUGGUGCACCAGCGGAGGAAGGUCGUGGAACCUUUACGAAGCUCAAGCCCUUGCGAUGGCGUUUCCUAACCAACAAAGCUCCUCGCACGAAGUACAUGUGCUCGUCUUGCGCUGAGAAGCGCCAGGUGCCGCAGAAAUCCGAACAACCCGUGAGUUUGGAUUCAUCUUGGGAUGGUAUUCCGAAGCCUUCGGGCCAGGCGUUACGACUCGAGCAUCUGGAGCCGCAUGAGGCGGUGCGUCAGCAGCGAAAGAGUCAACGACAUGCUCAAGAGAAGCGAGAGAAGCUUCAUGAACGUCAUACUGAGCGUCGUGAAAACCGGAAAAGCACACGUGAACCCGUGUCGAGCAAUGGGAGAAGACGACGAUCGUCACAAGCCUCUGAAGACCCUGCCAGAAGAAGCAGUGGUGUGUUGCAACCGUUUGCAAACCACCGCGUGUCCAGAGAGUCUAUCAUUCGCAAUCGUCCAGCGAGUACGGUAGAAAUCAGGACCCGCACUUCUGUAACGAAGCAACGUGCUUCAGUCGAGACCCCGACUCGACCGAGAAAGUCUAGUUCGGGACAAUCCGAACUUCGCGGAUCCGAAAAGAAGGGUCAGCGAUUGAGCUCCACAGCAGAUAUCCUCGGUAUGUCCCGGUCGCUUGAGUUGCCACCCAACUACUUCGACAUGAGCUCUUCGUCGCCUACAUUUUCUGCUCCGGAACAUGAUCCUGUCGAUUGGAGACAGAUCGAGACGCAAUUACCCGCAGCAGAACCCCGUAAGAAGAACGAAACGGAAGAAGAACGUCAGCGACGAAGAAGCGCCUCCUACGCACACAUGUUGCUGCGCAUGCGUCGGCAUUAUGAUACCGUGCAGGUGAAUGGAACCCACGGUCACCCCGCUACAGCCCCACCGCGACGGAUUCGAGCAGAGCGACGUGCCAAGUCCGUUGCUGUUCAAAGCGUCCAGGAGGACGAGCCGGCAAAGGUCGAUCCAGACAACUUUGCCAUUGAUCUCGACUACCUGCGGGCGUACAAGGACGCACGGUAGAUCUAGCAACGGAAUAAAGACAAUAUCUAUUGAAGAGGUCAUUUCUAGCCUUCCGGUUAUCAACGCGACGGUCGAGGAGACGAAAGUGAUGACUGAAAGUUGCCUCAAGUGACCUCGAGAGACCGUCCGGCCAUCAGCUUGGACUGCAUCGAGCUCUGCUCUAUUGUGGCGUCACGAGCGUGCAGUCGGUCCUGCAGCAGUAAGAAACACGACCAAGUGUAGACCUGCGCAGGUAGCAGCGCUCGUCAUUUUGACCUUCCUUGCAUCCGGCUGGUGGUGGCAGAAAUAGUGGGGCUAUUUUUCCUUGUUUCUUUUAUGGACUAUUUUUUUCUCCUCAUAUUGGAUUCAGUAUGCAUAAAUCCAUAAAGAAAUAAAAAAAAGUUUUAUCACGGU
Messenger RNA from Phytophthora nicotianae INRA-310, 1794 nucleotides. RefSeq lists its product as hypothetical. The record is from RefSeq and is a predicted model, not a curated record. NCBI's taxonomy places the organism in Eukaryota, Oomycota, Peronosporomycetes, Peronosporales, Peronosporaceae. The transcript has 2 exons. The coding region runs from base 283 to 1401 and encodes 372 amino acids.